Molecule: messenger RNA, 837 nt
Organism: Capronia coronata CBS 617.96
Lineage: Eukaryota; Fungi; Ascomycota; Eurotiomycetes; Chaetothyriales; Herpotrichiellaceae
Exons: 2
Coding region: 1-837 (278 amino acids)
Molecular function (GO): oxidoreductase activity, acting on the CH-OH group of donors, NAD or NADP as acceptor
Source: RefSeq, a predicted model, not a curated record
AUGGCUACAAAGAUUGACGUUCCCGGAGUAGCCUUGAUUACUGGUGCUGCGUCAGGAAUUGGACGCGCAACAGCUAUCGCGUUUGCGCAAGCAGGCUGCACAAAGUUUGCCCUUCUCGACCUGAAUGAAGGCGGGUUGCAAGAAACCAAGGGACUUGUGGAACAGUCUGUAUCCGCUACAGAUAUCUCGGUUGGCACCUACAAAUGCGACGUCUCCUCCCCGGAAAGCGUCGUGUCCGCCUACACUGCCGCCAAGGAGCACUUCACUCGUGUCGACUACUCAGUCCAUUGUGCAGGCAUCAUCGUCUUCGGCGGACCCAGCGCCGACUUCCCCGUCGAGGACUUCGACCGGCAGAACUCCAUCAACUACCGGGGCUUGUGGCUAUGUUGCCGCGAGGCCAUCAAGAUCAUGCGCUCACAGCCUUUCGAUUGCGAGGCUUACCCUGAUGCCAACAUUUCUUCCGUCCGAGCCCAGCGCGGUGCGAUCGUCAAUAUUUCCUCUGGCCUGGCGCUGUACGCACAGCCGAACUGUCCCGCAUAUUGUGGCGCAAAGGCCGGUGUCUUAGCACUCACGCGCUGCGAUGCACUUGACUACGUCGCCGACCGAAUCCGUGUCAAUGCCAUCCUGCCUGGCAUUAUCGAUUCGCCCAUGACCAAUCCCAGCCCGGAGAUCAGGGCCUGGCUGGAAUCCAACCCAGUGCAACAUACGCCCAUGAAGCGAUUCGGCAAGCCCGAGGAGAUUGCCGAUGUGGCGGUGUUUCUAGCUGGCAACAAGGCGAGCCUGGUCACCGGUGCUAGCUGGGCUGUCGACGGAGGGCUCCUGGCCGGGUACAACUGA